ACUUAAAUUAAUAAUGGACAUCGACAGACACAUUUCAUAGCUGCUAAGAGGAGGAUGUCUAACAGAAAGAGAUCUCAAACUUGUUUGUGAACGAGCAAAAGAAAUCUUCCUAGAAGAAUCUAAUGUGUAACCUGUCAGAGCACCAGUCAAUGUUUGUGGUGAUAUUCAUGGCCAAUUUUACGAUUUGUAGGCUUUGAUGAAAGAAGGUGGAGACAUUUCCGAUCACAAUUACAUUUUUAUAGGCGACUUUGUUGAUAGAGGAUACAAUAGUGUUGAAACCAUGGAGUAUUUGUUGUGUCUGAAAGUGAAAUAUCCAGGAAACAUUGUGCUAUUAAGAGGUAAUCAUGAAUCGAGACAGUGCACUUAAGUUUAUGGCUUUUAUGAGGAGAUUUUGAGAAAAUAUGGAAAUAGCUGUCCAUGGAGAUUAUUUAUGGAUGUUUUUGAUUGUUUACCAUUAGCUGCUUUAAUAGAGGGUUAAAUAUUAUGUGUUCAUGGAGGAUUGUCUCCAGAUAUGAGAACAGUUGAUCAAAUAAGAACAAUAGACAGAAAAGUUGAAAUACCUCAUGAGGGUCCAUUUUGCGAUUUGAUGUGGUCGGAUCCAGAAGAAGUUGACUAUUGGGCACUUAAUUCAAGAGGAGCUGGAUACUUAUUUGGUGCUAAAGUAACAAAAGAGUUCUGUAGAUUGAAUGAUCUUAGUUUAAUUUGCAGAGCUCAUCAAUUAGUAAUGGAAGGAUAUAAAUAUUGGUUCCCUGAUCAAAACUUGGUUACUGUGUGGUCAGCUCCAAACUAUUGUUAUAGGUGUGGAAAUAUCGCUUCCAUUCUUAGUUUAGAUAGUUCUUUGUAAUCUAAUUGGAAAACAUUCAGAGAAGUUCCUGAAAGUAGUAAAAGCAUUAAUCCAAAGAAUGUUCUUCCUUAUUUCUUAUGAAGUAUUAUUGUAUUAAUAUAAAUGUAUAAAUAUUGUUGAGUUGAUAAUUAUCCAUUU
Molecule: messenger RNA, 982 nt
Organism: Paramecium tetraurelia
Lineage: Eukaryota; Ciliophora; Oligohymenophorea; Peniculida; Parameciidae
Exons: 5
Biological process (GO): peptidyl-serine dephosphorylation
Cellular component (GO): cytoplasm
Molecular function (GO): protein serine/threonine phosphatase activity
Source: RefSeq, a predicted model, not a curated record